GCCUGCGCUGUUCGUGGUCCACCUGGGAGCGAGACGGUGCAAGUGUAAACAUGUUUGCCCCCAACAUUGACCAGAUGCAUGUGGUGAAUCACCUGAAAGGCGAACCUUCCGAGGAGAAGAGAAACGUGUUGGUGGAGAGCGCGAGGCUGGCCCGUGGAAACAUCCAGGACCUGUCUAAACUCAGUGUCAAAGACCAUGACGCUAUUAUAUUCCCAGGUGGUUUUGGUGCAGCGAAGAACCUCUGUACGUGGGCAGUGCAGGGGAAGGACUGCUCUGUUAAUGACGAGGUCAAGGCGGUGCUGCAGGCGUUCCACGGCGAGGGUAAACCCAUCGGCCUCUGCUGCAUCUCACCUGUUCUGGCUGCCAAGGUGUUUCCUGGCUGUGAGGUCACCGUUGGCAUCGAGAAGGAUGACAAGUACCCCGACACUACUGACACGGCAGCGGCCAUCAACCAACUGGGCUGCAAACACAUGAGUAAGAGUGUCAGCGAGAGUCACUUGGAUGAGAAGAACAAGCUGGUCACCACCAGUGCCUUCAUGUGCAACGCUCCGAUCCACGAGAUAUUUGACGGAAUCGGAACGAUGGUGCAGGGCGUGCUGAAACUUGCUUGAUUCUACCAAUAUUCAAAGGAUGGUGGAAACAGGAAGAAAAUGAGGGACUGCCGUUUUAGUGAGCUCAACAGUAGCUGCCUGCUGAACGGAGAUAGUUAUAGACCCUACAGUAUCCCCUUGAUCAAAAGCACUUCAAGAUACUCAUAAUGUGUAUUACAUUACAUACAUUGUCUAAUUUAUGUAGCAAAAAUCUCUGUUUGACUCAAUCUUCAUUAAUUGUAUUGUAACCCAGUGGAUCAGUCUGUUAGAAAAUCAACAGCAGGUGUGGUCUUGUACCAAAAAAAUGCAAUAAAAUGUAAAAGUUU
Molecule: messenger RNA, 916 nt
Organism: Morone saxatilis (striped sea-bass)
Lineage: Eukaryota; Metazoa; Chordata; Actinopteri; Moronidae
Exons: 4
Coding region: 51-611 (186 amino acids)
Source: RefSeq, a predicted model, not a curated record